AUCUAUUUAUUCGACGUCCACCAAACCAGCUCCUGCCUCCCCGACGCCCUCGUCCCUCGCGCGCCAUCUCACGCCCCGAGCUCAGUUACUUCUCAGCCGGCGAGGGGAAAGGACGUCGCUCCCUCUCUUGGCUCUCCCCUUCCCCCUCCUCUCCCCCCUCUCUUCACGCAAUGCGCCCCGCGUCCUGUUAUUGUCUCUCGGUAUUAGAACAAGUUAAACCAUAAAAUAUAUAUUUUACAAAGACAGACUAUAUACCAAGACAUCAUUAAUAAACCCAAAUAUUCCACCAGUGAAGUGAAUAAGUAGCAAAAUAAAUAGAUAAAUAAAGACAAAAAAAGAAAAGAAAAAAAAGAGAGAAUGAACCGCAUAAAAGUUAAAUCGCCCGCUGAUGAAAACUAAGACAUCAGAAGCGUCUAUACAGAGCAGGUUCUACGCAAAGAUGAUAAUGUGAACUCGGAGCGUGCGUGGUGAUCAUGCGACGCAGAUCCCUCAUCUAACGUACGCGUGUCUGUCUAGUGGACAUGUGAACCCUUCUCUACACGUUGUCCUCUUCAGAGCGACAGAAGAGAGAGAGAGAGAGAGAGAGAGAGAGAGAGAGAGAGAGAGAGAGAGAGAGAGAGAGAGAGAGAGAGAGAGAGAAUCAGGAAGACGAAAGAGACAGCGCCAUCAAAGAGGAGGAACCAUGGCGACGCCCUCGGUUCCCCCAACGCCCGUCUGGCCCGAGGCCUUCGCCAACGCCUCCGACAGCGCCUCCAACGCCACCUCGGACCCCGCCUCCACCUCCAGCCUCUCGCCGGGGACGCCCAUGCUCGAGGACGCAGAGGACCUGACCAAUCUGACGCUACACACCCAGCCCUUCUACCCGCCUGUGAACGCGGGCGUGGGAACCGAACUGACGGCCCUCCUGGUGUUGGUCGUGGGCGUCGUGGGGAACCUGGUGGUGAUGUUGGUGUUCAUGUGGCGCCCCUGGGGGAGGACGCCCCUGCAGGUGGACAGGGUGGUGGGUCUGCUCGCUCUCAGCGGCCUGGCCACCACCCUGACGGCGGUGCCCUUUCAUCUCUACUCCUUCGUUACAAGUGAAUAUCCCGCUAACGACUCUCUGUGCCAAGUACAAGGUUUUCUGCUGAACCUGCUGUGUCUGCUGUGUUUAUGGUAUACCGCUGUCCUGGCUGUGGAGAGAUACGUGAAAUUCGCCUCCCCACACGAACACUCCCUCACUUUCUCCCUCUUAAAUCUCAACGUCGUUUUAUCCGGAGUGUUGGUGCUUCUCCUCAUCGAAGUCAGCGGUCCGAUCUACGGGUGGGCGGAAUACGGCUACGUGGAGGACUGCGGCAUGUGUGUGCUAAAUCCUCGGUCCACCCACAUCUUCACGUACACAGUAAUUCAGACAUCUUGCUACGUCACUUUGCCCGUCCUCGUCACCGUCUUCGCCUCCGCCAGGGUCCUGCGUGAGCUCUCCUCCUCUGACCCGGCGCCGCUCACCAGGGGAUCGCAGGUACUAAAGUCAGCCAUGGGAGUGACUGUGCUAUGCUGUUCCAUGCUGACAUCGGUUCUGCUCAUGGUGCCAUACCACGUGUUGCUAAUGCUGCAGGCUGCUGAUGUGCCUGUGCCUAUCUGGACCAAGGUAAUGUCAUACUGGCUGAAAAUCUUGGCUCUUACCUGCGUUUACCCGAUGAUCCUGCUCUCAGCCAGGCCAAGGGAGGUCUGGCCUCCCUUCGUCGCCACCUUCCACAGCCUCAAGCGAUGUCGGGUCAGAGGUUACCUCCAGGACCACGAGGGGGACCUUGAUCUCUCCAGCAUCGGCGUCGGAGGCGUCGGAGGCGUCGGAGGAGGAGGAGGAGGAGGAGGAGGAGGUGUGAUGGGCAGCGUGAGCGUGGGCGUGGGCGUGGGCGAGGGGUCCCUGCGGAAGUCGAGGAGGAUCUCAAGGGCGUCUCACGUGACCGACUCGACUGUGGUCUCAGCCUCACCCUCGCACUCGACGAAGGAGACCUGUCCGCCCUCCACCGUCAGUAGGCUGUAGGAGGCCUUGUGGAGGAGAGGGAGAGAGAGAGAGAGAGAGAGAGAGAGAGAGAGAGAGAGAGAGAAGAGAGGAGAG
This is a messenger RNA of Penaeus monodon (black tiger shrimp), 2095 nucleotides long. Its product is annotated as pinopsin-like. Gene Ontology annotation, cellular component: membrane. Lineage: Eukaryota; Metazoa; Arthropoda; Malacostraca; Decapoda; Penaeidae. The record is from RefSeq and is a predicted model, not a curated record. Gene Ontology annotation, biological process: G protein-coupled receptor signaling pathway. The transcript has 8 exons. Gene Ontology annotation, molecular function: G protein-coupled receptor activity. The coding region runs from base 683 to 2020 and encodes 445 amino acids.